GCUCUACCCCAUUUUCACGUUUUUUGGGGGCCCCUCGCCUUUUUAAUUUAAUAUAAACAGCUUCAUAGAGAAGGGGGGGAAGACGAACAAUUCACAUCGACUCUCACUCACAGAUUUCGAAUCACACACCACAACACUACACACACGGGAUACACACGAAAAAUGGAGUAAUCGAGAAAUGGAGGGAGUUUGAGAGAGAUUGAGCGAGAAAGGAACUAAGGGACGAGGGAGAGUGAGAGAAACAAAGAGGAAAAGAGAGAUCGGGAUUGAAAGAGGAAAUCGGCGAGAAGGACAGUGAAACCGGUGAGAAUCCGGCUGGUUUUCGAGUUUUGUCAGGCGAAAUUUUUGCCGGAAUCGGCUCCCGCUCGUCGAAUUGACCCACCCUGUCCCGAAAUCCCCAAAAAAUCUCUUCGUUUUUCUUGAUUUAUGGUUCUUGAGUUGAUUAGCUGAUUUGGCUUAAUUUUUAAAGUUUGAAACUUCUUAUUUUUCGGGGAAAAAUUGGAUUGUUUGUGUUGGUUUUGAUUUGGGGUUUUUAAGGAGAUGAUGUUUUGGAGGGAAAGGGAAAGGGAGAGUAAAGACCAGAAUGGUGGACCACCUUGUGGACAAGUUAGAGUGCUUGUUGUUGGAGAUUCAGGUGUGGGAAAGACUUCUCUUGUUCAUCUGAUUCUCAAUGGUUCUUCCACGCCUCACCCUCCUCAAACAAUUGGCUGUACAGUCGGAGUAAAACACACUACUUAUGGAAAUUCUGGUAGCUCCUCAACUAGCAUAAAAGGCGAUGCCGAGAGAGAUUUUUUUAUUGAACUCUGGGAUAUAUCAGGACAUGAUCGUUACAAAGAAUGUCGAUCUCUGUUCUACUCGCAAAUUAAUGGUGUUAUCUUUGUAUAUGAUCUAUCUCAAAGAAGGACAAAGACAAGCUUGCAGAAGUGGGCUGUAGAGAUAGCAACAGCAGGGACAUUCUCGGCUCCUCUAGCUUCAGGUGGUCCUGGCGGUCUCCCUGUUCCUUACAUUGUCAUUGGCAAUAAAGCAGAUAUCGCUGCAAAAGAGGGUAUUAGAGGAAGCAGUGGCAAUCUUGUUGAUAUGGCUCGACAGUGGGUUGAGAAGCAAGGUCUACUUCCUUCUAGCGAAGAGAUCCCCUUGACCGAGAGUUUUCCUGGUGGUGGAGGUCUUAUUGCGGCCGCUAAGGGAGCAAGAUAUGACAAAGAAGCUGUCAUGAAGUUUUUCCGCAUGUUAAUCAGGAGGAGAUACUUCUCAGAUGAUCUACCUGGUAAUCAUUGGUCUUCCCCAGUUCAAAAACCACUGCAGGGAUCGAGCGAAAUUUCAAAUGAUGAUGAUCACUUGUACAAAAGUAAAAGUUCAAGUUAUAUCGGUGAAUCUUACAAGUACAACACACUCCCUCCUUUACCAGCUCAACGCAAUCUCACACCGCCUCCCACUCUUUACCCACAGCAACCCAUGUCUACACCUGAAAACUAUAGCAUCCCCAGAUUUGCCAGCACACAAGACAUCAACACUGCCAGAUACAAGCGCUCAGAUAUUAACGUCUGAUUAUCUUUCUUAUUUUUCUCUUUUUUUCUUCAUGUAAUGGUACACAUUUUCAGGUCCUAAUCUGUGAAAAGCUUGUCUUAUAAAAUGUUUCUAACUCAUUCUUUUUGACUCAUUGUGGGAUUGUUGAAAUUGUAGGGUAAAGUUGAAAAGGCUCAUCAUAUAAAGAUCUUUGCUAUAGUGUGCACCUUUUUUUUUCCCUUUGUUUUGUAUCGGAAAAGGGUGUAUAAGUUUAUUUAAAUUUGCUAUGACAGUGUUCCACUCUCCA
This is a messenger RNA of Capsicum annuum, 1810 nucleotides long. Its product is annotated as small GTPase LIP1. The record is from RefSeq and is a predicted model, not a curated record. Gene Ontology annotation, cellular component: endomembrane system. Gene Ontology annotation, molecular function: GTPase activity. Gene Ontology annotation, biological process: intracellular protein transport. Lineage: Eukaryota; Viridiplantae; Streptophyta; Magnoliopsida; Solanales; Solanaceae. The coding region runs from base 541 to 1545 and encodes 334 amino acids. The transcript is spliced from 7 exons.